This is a messenger RNA of Parnassius apollo (apollo), 939 nucleotides long. The record is from the annotation of a GenBank genome assembly. Lineage: Eukaryota; Metazoa; Arthropoda; Insecta; Lepidoptera; Papilionidae.
AUGACAGUUAGUGCCUCAACUUCUCGAGCCAAUGAAAGCUCUCCAGAAAGAGAGAUGCGACUAGCAGCUGACAGAGUGAGACGAGCUACAUCACGGGCGUCUCAAAGUUCUUCUCAACGAGAGCUAAGGCUUACCAUUGACCGAGAACAACAUGUGUUAUACCGAGAAGCUGAAACUGCUUCACAACGAGAAUUGCGACUCACAGCUGACCGCGAACGGCAUACAUUAUCUCGCGAGUCCGAAACCUACACUGAGAGGGAAUUACGUCUCACAGCUGAUCGCGAACGUCAUAUUUUAUCUCGAGAAUCUGAAACUUUUACUCAAUAUGAAGAACGUUUGACAAAUGAUAGGGUGCACCAUAAUAUUAUUCGAUCUCUUGAAGAUGAACAUGAGCAUGAACAACAACAAGAGUCGGGACUCGAAUAUUACAAUUCUUUGAGACAAGAACGAUUAAUAAGUUUGUCUAAUGAAAGAUUAAGAAUUGAAAAUAUUCGGUCUCUUGAAACGGACGAACAGCGAGAGGCCCGUCUUACUGCAGACAGAUUUCGACAUAGUCUUAAUGACUUAGAUGUACACAUAGAAGAUCAAUCUACAAAUUCGGUGGCGUGGUCCGACAAAUAUAAAAGUGGGUUUGCUUAUAACCUCACAAUUGAUUACAGAUUAUCUUCUGUAAUAGGCGAUAUGAACGUAGUAUGUUCUUUUUGUAAUGCUUCAAAGUGGAGUAAGGAGUCGGCUGGUUUCUGUUGUUCUGGAGGUAAAAUAAAUUUGCCUUCGUUCGAAGAUCCACCGGCACCUUUGAAGUCACCACUUUUAGGGGAACAUGUGCAAUCUAAACAGUUCUUAGACAAUAUUCGCACUUAUAAUAGUGCGUUUCAAAUGACAUCCUUUGGUGCUCAACAAAUCUCAGAAGGUCCUUUCAUGCCUACUUUUAAUUUUUAG